UAGACGUUUUUAUCAAGAGACGGAUUACACAACUUGGUAUGGAUGAAACCCACGGUCACAACAUUGGCGCAGCCGAGUCUUCUGAUAUAAGUGGUAAAUCGAACAUGACUGAACACGAGCUACUGAAGGAAAUAAAAGCUCUCCGAAACGAGAAUAGAAAAUUGAAAACGAAGAUAAGCCACGCAGAUCCGAAUGAAACUAAUGAUGUCGAAUUACUGGUACAGCAGCCAGAAGCUACACAACAUGUCCGCUAUAGCAGAGCUCGCAUCGAUACGUCAUCGCCAGUAAUGUCUGGGAUUUCACCGGCCUCCAUGAGCGGGAUGCCAAUCAACGCAUUGGGUAUUCCGGAAUGUCUUCCUUCGGAUGGAGAAACGGAGAUAGAUAGAAAAUCUUAUGAGCACUGGAAGCAAAUCAUGGAAGCAUCUUUGGAUUUAAUGAAGUCAACUGAUGAAAAGACUAGGAUGGGUAUUUUUAAAAUAAAAGCUGGUGCAAAGUUGUUAGAAGUGUAUGAAAGUACAGCAACCCGACCUGGAAUGCCGGAUGAGAAAAUGGAACCGUAUUCCAAUGCCCUUGCACGAUUAAACGAGUAUUUUGGUUCAAGAACGUAUAUACUAUCACAAAGAAGCAAGUUAAUCAAUAUGGUACAAAAGAAGGAUGAAAAUAGUGUUCAGUUUGUAAGAAGAGUCGGAGCAGCAACAAAAUUAUGUGGAUAUCAUGAGACCGAAGAAAUGGAAGCUAUGGUGCGUACAAUAACUAGAGGAACUCUUGAUAGCCGGGUGCGUAUACUUGCACAUAGGAAUUGGGUUCGACAAGGUUCUUUAAAGGAUUUGAUUGAUGCUGUUCGUGAUUCGGAAAUAGAGCGAUUUAAUGAGGAGGAGUUUGAAAAAUCUCAACAGCGUAAUCCACCAGUGAGGCACAGCCCUGCUAUAAUAGCAGCUGUCGGUCAUUAUUCCAAUCAACGGAACUUUCGUCAUGCAAGAUUUGGUGCUGGCAAGCAGAAUUGGAAUCCAAGCGGCAGAAACGAUGCGUACUAUAAUAACCGCCCUAGUGCAAACAGAGGACGAAGAAAGAUCUUUGCGCGUAAUUCAGAGUUGCCUGGUCGUAGUACUGAAGCUAACCAAUGUUGGAGAUGCGGCAGCACAUAUCACAAAGCCUCUGAGUGCCCCAUGAUUGACAAAGUUUGCCACAAGUGCGAAAUUAAGGGUCAUAUUUCGCGAAUGUGUACAAUGAGCUCUGGACCUCGAGGGCUAAAGAGACGAUUGCAAAAUGAAGAUUCAUCGAGUUCCCGGUUCAACGAAUCCCGUAGGAAUGCCAUUAUAAGUGAUCAUACUGAGGAGGCUGACGAAAAGGUAGAGAAGGUAUUUUCCAAUGAUGAUUUGAAUAUUUAA
Armigeres subalbatus is the source of this 1388-nucleotide messenger RNA. RefSeq lists its product as uncharacterized. The transcript is spliced from 3 exons. Bases 39 to 1388 code for a protein of 449 amino acids. Gene Ontology annotation, molecular function: zinc ion binding; nucleic acid binding. The record is from RefSeq and is a predicted model, not a curated record. Lineage: Eukaryota; Metazoa; Arthropoda; Insecta; Diptera; Culicidae.